Molecule: messenger RNA, 1660 nt
Organism: Trichoplusia ni (cabbage looper)
Lineage: Eukaryota; Metazoa; Arthropoda; Insecta; Lepidoptera; Noctuidae
Product: transcription factor HES-4-like
Exons: 3
Coding region: 402-1595 (397 amino acids)
Biological process (GO): regulation of neurogenesis; regulation of transcription by RNA polymerase II; anterior/posterior pattern specification
Cellular component (GO): nucleus
Molecular function (GO): DNA-binding transcription factor activity, RNA polymerase II-specific; RNA polymerase II cis-regulatory region sequence-specific DNA binding; protein dimerization activity
Source: RefSeq, a predicted model, not a curated record
GAUUACUUUAAUAUAUAUUCUUAAAAUAUUUUUCUAAUAGUUCAUGUUUUCAAGUUCAUAACAAAUUGCCUAUCAAAACCCGACCAUUUUUCGCACGGAAUCGAACACAAAACAGCUGUCUCGCUAGCAACUGAGCCUAAGCUCUCCAUUCACAACGUUCCCCAUCAGAGAGAGACGGCACCAAAACAAAACAUACCGAUACAGUUCCCACCGCAGCAACCCCUGCGUAAGAGAGAGACAAACACAUGUUUGGGGCUACAACUCAUAACCGGGAUGGCUGGAUAGAAAGCAAUUGAAUUUUGCUUGUACAGUUACGGACGGGUAUCCUCAUAAGGUGAUCGGCCACCGUCCAGGGUAGACGUGUCGUGUUAAAUAAGUUCUAAAUACAUCGUGAAGUGACAAUGCCGUGUAGUGAAGAUGAUGACUCCCAAACCGGGUUCUCUGAACCAAGCCACGGGAUGUCGAAGGCAGAAUUGCGAAAGACGAAUAAACCAAUAAUGGAGAAGAAGCGGCGCGCGCGCAUCAACCACUGCCUCAACGAGCUGAAGGAAUUGCUCGUAGAUAGUGAAAAAGACCCAGCUCGCCACGCCAAGUUAGAGAAGGCGGAUAUCCUCGAGCUGACCGUGAAACAUCUUCAGAAGAUGCAGCGUCAGCAGCUGGCCGCCGCCAUCGCCGCGGACCCGGCAGUGCUGCAGCGCUUCAAGGCAGGCUUCAGCGACUGCGCCGUCGAGGUGCGCCGCUAUCUGUCCCGCCUCGCCAGCGUCCCCACCGGACUCAGACACCGGCUGGGCAACCACCUAACAUCAUGCGUAGGAGGCAUGGACACUCUCCAACCAAGAGACUACGCACCUCUACUCCCUGAUCCUCUAAGACUAGACGAUGAGAGACCAAGCGCGUUCCACUUCGUCAAGUCCACCCGACCCACAAGCCCUCCUCUCAGCCCUCUCUCCUGUGACUCAGCCUGCGACUCCUCUACAGAACUCGAAACUCCUCCAAGACCAGUCCAGACGUUCCCGUUCCCCACCCCGCCCAGCAGAUCCGCCUCAGAUCAAGACUCCAGCCCAGAAACACAGAAACCAACAGUGUCGUCAACCACGAUAUCACCAGAAAACAGACAAGAACCGUUAAGACAUAAGAAAUUCAUGGAGCCGUUAUCAAUAGUGAUCGAUGUGGAGAACUAUAAAAUAGGAAUCGAUGCGUCACCAAAGAGGGCGGUGGACUACUCUAUGCGGCACAAGUUAAAGCGGCCGGUGAUGGAAGUGUCGGGUCCUGCGCCGAAGAUGAUCAGAACUGAGGAGAAAAUUCCUGAAAUCUACAGAACCCCAGACAAAUCCGCGUUCACGAGAGUGUCGGACAGAAUACCAGUGUUUCACCCCAAAAAGUUAACCGUUCCUGAGAGCAUUCCUUCAGUUAGGGAAUCUGCUUUCGAGGUCCAGCCUCCUGUACCACGAACUGUGAUAAGUCACACGGCGGCGUCGCUAGCGCAGUCCUCACAACAGAACGCACCCAGAGAUUUGAAGGUGGAAGCUGACACCAGCUCCAAGUCCCCAAGCCAAGGUACUUCGUCCAGUACCGAGAUGUGGCGACCUUGGUGAAAAGCAAACUACGAGUACAAAACAUUACAGUUUUGUGUGAAAAUGUCUGAAGUAUCUGUCGACAU